Messenger RNA from Pristis pectinata (smalltooth sawfish), 1902 nucleotides. Its product is annotated as ubiquitin thioesterase OTUB2-like. Bases 173 to 886 code for a protein of 237 amino acids. Gene Ontology annotation, biological process: protein K48-linked deubiquitination; negative regulation of double-strand break repair. NCBI's taxonomy places the organism in Eukaryota, Metazoa, Chordata, Chondrichthyes, Rhinopristiformes, Pristidae. The record is from RefSeq and is a predicted model, not a curated record. Gene Ontology annotation, molecular function: ubiquitin binding; cysteine-type deubiquitinase activity. Gene Ontology annotation, cellular component: nucleus. The transcript is spliced from 6 exons.
UCCUGCGGCGGCGGCGGCGGCGGCAGUUGGGCCGGUGGCGGUUGGGCGCGAGGCGGCGGGUGAGCGUCGGGUGAGGCUCGCGGGCAAUGUGUCAGUCCCGGGGCGCGCGCCGCCUGUCAGCCCAGAGCACGCGCCGGCCGGCUGGUGGCGCCUCCGGCUUGCAAGGGGCGCAAUGGACGGUGCAUAUGGACCUGUAUCUAUAGUCUCUGAUCAAAGUGAAAUACGGGCUCUUGGAGAUGAACAUCCUGAAGACAGAAUUUAUCAACAAAAAGUACAAGAUAUCAGUAAAAAGUAUGCUUUCUUCAGAAGGACACUUGGUGAUGGAAACUGCUUUUAUCGGGCACUGAGCUUUGCUUAUCUGGAAUCAAUGGUUGGAAAUAACAAGGGAAUCAAAAAACUUAGAAAAAUUUUAAUGCAGAGUAGAGAAGAACUUUUAGCUGCUGGAUUUGCUGAAAAAACAUUUGAAAAUUCUUUGAGCACUUUUAUGGAUGUGAUUGACCUGGUAGAAACGGAUGGUUCGGUCUCUAAGCUACUUGCUGUUUUCAAUGAUCGUGGUGCUUCAGAUCAUUUAGUGCAAUAUCUUCGACUACUAACAUCCGCAUACUUGCAGAAACAGUCCGGGUUCUUUGAAUUUUUCCUCGAGGGAGGCAUAAGUAUUAAAGACUUCUGUGCUCAGGAAGUGGAACCAAUGGCCGUGGAAAGUGACCACAUUCAUAUCACUGCACUGACCCAAGCACUGGGUAUUUCAAUCCAAGUGGAAUAUAUGGACAAAACAGACUCUGAAAUCAACCAUCACAUCUUUCCAGAGGGAUCAAAGCCUUUGGUUUAUCUACUUUACAAACCAGGACAUUACGAUAUACUUUACAAAGCAAGCAAUACCAAAUAGUCUUCAUCUCACCUUGCAACUAGAAGUUUUAGUGCUCUGGGCCAUGGUUUGCUGGGGAGUCUUUUUGGCAGGGUGUUUGUGGGGGAUGAAAAAUAAUCAAUGAGAUAAAUUGUGCCCAAUCUUUAGCCAUUUUCCGACAUACAAAAUUAUUGUACAUCCCCAACAUCAAUCGAGUACAUUUAGAAUUUUGUAUUUGAUAUUAGUGGGUGUAAACGUACCAAAGUCUGUACCAUUUUAAUAUAGCUUUGCAGAAAAGACAUUUCUAGUAUAGCUUCCAUCAUGCUUUUAAAUUAAGUCUUCAUCCAUUAAUCUAACAUUUUUCUACUCUUUUUAAAAGGAACAGGACUGAAUUGUUUUUGUUUCUCUCACUUUUUUGUUUAUACAGGAUUUGUGGGUUGAGACUCCUCCUUUGCCCCACCUCUAGUCAAUAGGGAACAACGUUUCAGCUGCGAUUUAGGUUGUAAUUACAAAGUAAAUUCCACAGUGGAUUUUGAUGGCAGCUUCACUGUUGACAAUUCAAUGUAUUGUGCACAACACUGGCUCCACCUGCUGGGGGAUUUAAACAGCUAAUCCAAUUUUUAAAACUGGUCAUAAUUCAGAUUCUAACCCUUUGCAAGUGUACAGAAGUUUAAUCUGGACUCCGAUUUAAAACUUAAUUAAUGGUGAUUAAUAUGUAAAUUGAUUCCUUGUAGCAAAUAUUAAUAGUGCAAAAUCUAUUUUAAAUGAAAUCAUUGUUUACAAGCAAGCAAACUGACCUAACCACCUACUACACAAGUAUGUAUCUAUUUUGCACCAUCCUCCCAGUUUUGCUUUAUAUGGACCUAUACAGAAAAUAUCAAAUGAUGCAGUAUGACCAAAUUCUUGUCAACUACCUACUUUAAUAAUACUUGCAUUUUAAUUUUUCUUUUGGAUUUAGUGUAAUUUUUUGCUGGAGUGACCCAGUUGCAGGAGAUGGAGCAUUUCAUCCUAAAGAAAAUACCAUCGAACUAAGCACUGUUCCUACAGUAACGAAACUG